This is a messenger RNA of Diospyros lotus (date-plum), 1849 nucleotides long. RefSeq names its product 3-isopropylmalate dehydratase large subunit, chloroplastic. Gene Ontology annotation, biological process: amino acid biosynthetic process. Bases 140 to 1645 code for a protein of 501 amino acids. The transcript has 15 exons. Gene Ontology annotation, molecular function: 3-isopropylmalate dehydratase activity; 4 iron, 4 sulfur cluster binding. The record is from RefSeq and is a predicted model, not a curated record. NCBI's taxonomy places the organism in Eukaryota, Viridiplantae, Streptophyta, Magnoliopsida, Ericales, Ebenaceae.
GGACGGCUUACAGGCUUCCAGCCGCCAUCCCAAAUUUCUCAGUAUAUGAACAGCUGCUGCCAAUCAAAGUUUUCAUCUGAUCUGCCCGAUACCCAUCAAGACCUCAAAUCUUCCUCAUAUUCUACGAACCCUGUCAACAAUGGCUUCAUUUGCAAUCUCAUCAAGCUCCACGAAGUUCUUGUUCGCCAACAAGAAACAUGCUUUCUCUCUGCAGCCCUCAUUUCCCAAUCGGAUUUCCAGGAAAAUUGUUUCCGUCAUGGCGCCGCAGCAGUCUGAACGGAUGCCAGCCACCACUGGUUCAGUCAAGACUGGGAUGACGAUGACCGAGAAAAUCAUGAGUAGGGCUUCUGAGAAACCCCAGCUGAGCCCGGGGGAGAAUGUCUGGGUCAACGUGGAUGUUUUGAUGACUCAUGAUGUUUGUGGACCUGGCUCCAUUGGAAUCUUCAAGCGGGAGUUUGGCGAGGAUGCUAAGGUUUGGGACCGGGAGAAGAUUGUGAUCAUACCUGACCACUAUAUAUUCACAGCUGAUGAACGAGCAAAUCGAAAUGUUGAUAUCUUGAGGGACUUCUGCAUGGAACAGAAUAUUAAGUACUUCUAUGAUAUUAAAGAUCUUGGGAAUUUCAAGGCCAACCCUGAUUACAAAGGUGUAUGCCAUAUUGCUCUUGCCCAAGAAGGUCAUUGCAGGCCUGGAGAGGUCCUCCUUGGAACAGACUCCCACACAUGUACUGCAGGAGCAUUUGGCCAGUUUGCUACUGGGAUUGGCAAUACUGAUGCUGGUUUUGUAUUAGGCGCUGGAAAGAUUUUGCUAAAGGUGCCUCCAACUCUGAGAUUUGUAAUGGAUGGUGAAAUGCCAGAUUAUCUGCUUGCGAAGGAUUUGAUUUUGCAGAUUAUUGGUGAGAUAUCUGUGUCUGGUGCAACCUAUAAAGCAAUGGAGUUUGUUGGCACUACUGUGGAAAGUUUAACUAUGGAAGAACGGAUGACCUUAUGCAACAUGGUUGUUGAAGCUGGGGGAAAGAAUGGUGUUGUACCAGCUGACAGUACUACUUAUAAGUAUCUUGAGGAUAAGACAUCUAUGCCCUAUGAGCCAGUUUACAGCGAUGAUGACGCAAGGUUUCUUUCAGAGUAUAGAUUUGAUGUCUCAAAACUGGAGCCAUUGGUGGCAAAGCCUCAUUCUCCUGACAAUCGGGCUUUAGCAAGGGAAUGCAAGGAUGUGAAAAUUGAUAGAGUCUACAUUGGAUCUUGUACUGGAGGAAAAACUGAAGAUUUUCUUGCUGCUGCAAAAGUUUUCCUGGCUUCAGGCAAGAAGGUGAAAGUUCCCACAUUCCUUGUUCCUGCCACCCAAAAGGUGUGGAUGGACGUAUAUAGUCUUCCGGUACCAGGAUCUGGUGGCAAGACCUGCUCCCAGAUAUUUGAGGAGGCUGGUUGUGAUACACCUGCAAGUCCUAGUUGUGGUGCUUGCUUGGGUGGCCCUAAAGACACUUACGCACGCAUGAACGAGCCUAAGGUAUGUGUGUCAACAACAAACAGGAACUUCCCGGGUCGAAUGGGGCACAAAGAGGGCCAAAUCUAUCUAGCUUCUCCAUACACCGCAGCCGCCUCUGCUUUAACUGGCUUUGUCACGGAUCCAAGAGAGUUUUUGCAGUAAGCAGCCGUUCGUUUGACGUAUACCUGACACAAAAGCAUAGCACUACACUGCACUCAGUUACCUGUUCUUCAAAAUUCUGAAACUGCUUUGCUGUAUUGUGGGUUUGUAAUGUGACAUUGAAGAGGAUGGUUGUAUUGUCGUGUUGUGAUGAUCCUGUUGAUGAAUGAAGAGAGAACAAAGCCGCCAGAAUAAUUAUUGCUGCAA